Messenger RNA from Penicillium alfredii, 1293 nucleotides. Its product is annotated as isovaleryl-CoA dehydrogenase. NCBI's taxonomy places the organism in Eukaryota, Fungi, Ascomycota, Eurotiomycetes, Eurotiales, Aspergillaceae. The record is from RefSeq and is a predicted model, not a curated record. Gene Ontology annotation, biological process: L-leucine catabolic process. The transcript is spliced from 6 exons. Gene Ontology annotation, molecular function: 3-methylbutanoyl-CoA dehydrogenase activity; flavin adenine dinucleotide binding. The coding region runs from base 1 to 1293 and encodes 430 amino acids.
AUGGCCUCUGUCUCUCUUCCCUCGCUCUUUCGCCUGUCCACCUGCUCGCUACGGCGGACCUCCAUCCCCGCAUUUUCCCCGCGUUUGUUCCGGACUGUGUCGACGAAGCACCCGGCCGGUUUUGCGCCACCAACAGAAGAGGACCUCAUUGAAGUCAGGGAACGAGUACAAGAAUUUACAAGGCGAGAGAUCCCAGCCGAGGUUGCCGCACGGACAGACGAGCAGAAUGAGUUCCCGACGGAGAUGUGGAAGAAGCUCGGCGAUGCUGGCUUUCUUGGAGUGACAGCCGCGGAGGAAUACGGUGGUCUGGGAAUGGGCUACCAGGCUCAUUGCGUGGUGAUGGAAGAGAUCAGUCGGGCGUCUGGAAGCAUCGGUCUCUCCUAUGCUGCCCACUCCCAGCUGUGCGUGAACCAGAUCUCGUUGAACGGCUCGACAGAGCAAAAGGAAAGGAUUCUCCCAGGCUUGUUAUCCGGAGAGAAGAUUGGUGCUCUGGCCAUGUCGGAGCAUUCAGCAGGUUCCGACGUGGUCAGCAUGAAGACCACGGCGAAGGAGGUCGAUGGCGGCUGGGUGCUAAACGGCACCAAGAUGUGGAUCACCAACGGCCCGGAUGCCGACUAUAUCGUCGUCUAUGCCAAGACUGAGCCCGAGAAGGGCUCCAAGGGCAUCACAGCGUUUAUCGUGGAGAAGUCUUUCGAGGGCUUCUCGUGCGCACGCAAAUUGGAUAAGCUAGGUAUGCGCGGCUCCAACACGGGCGAGCUCAUAUUCGAAGACGUAUUUGUGCCUCGGGAAAAUCUCUUGGGAGAGGUCAACCGCGGUGUUCGAGUCUUGAUGGAAGGGUUGGACCUGGAGCGCCUGGUACUCAGUGCAGGGCCUCUAGGAAUCAUGCAGGCUGCCCUCGACCUGGUUCUUCCCUACACCCACGUCCGCAAGCAGUUUGGCACGCCCAUCGCCCACAACCAGUUGAUCCAGGGCAAGCUGGCCGACAUGUACACGAAAAUGGCCGCCUCGCGAGCAUAUACAUACAACACAGCACGACAAGUGGAUAACGCCGCGGUGACACCGGGCGAAUUGACGAUCCGCACUCAGGACUGCGCCGGCGCUAUCCUGUACGCCGCCGAACGUGCAACAGAAUGCGCUCUAGACGCGAUUCAGCUGAUGGGCGGGAAUGGAUAUAUCAACGAGAUCUCUGCGGGACGACUUCUUCGGGACGCCAAGUUAUAUGAGAUCGGAGCGGGCACCAGCGAGAUCCGUCGGAUGGUGAUUGGCCGUGCAUUCAACAAGGAGUAUGCAUAA